AUGGUGGGCAGCGUGUGGGCAGCUCUGGGGCUUUCCCUAACCUGCAUCUCAGCCCUCAGCCUCAUCUCUCCUGCCUGGUUCCAGACCACCACCUUCUCCUUUGGUGUCCUCACCUACUGCUCCUGGCCUCAGGGUAACAGCUGGAACCAGAGCUGUGGGACCUUCAGGUCCCUGGAUGAUAUUCCUGACUUUGCCUGGAAGGUCUCAGCUGUGACGCUCCUUGGAGGCUGGCUCCUAUUGGUCUUCAAUGCAAUUCUCUUCCUGUCCUGGGCCUUAGCCCCCAAAGGGCUGUGCCCAAGGAGGGGCAGUGGCCCAAUGCCAGGGCUGCAGGCAACAGCAGCCAUCACCACCAUUGUGGGCCUGCUGGUUUUCCCGAUCAGCUUGGCCUCCCCAUUUGCCAAGGAAGCCUGCUUAGCCUCCUCUGUGUCCCACAGUGGUCAGUGCCGGCUGGGCUGGGGCUAUGUGACUGCCAUCUUCCAUGCAGUCCUGGCCAGCCUCCUGCCCAUGUUCAGGUGGCUCCAUGUGGCCGAGGUCCAGCGGAGGACCAUCCUCUUCUCCAGUGACACUGACAGCAUCAUCCUCGUGCCAGAAAUGAGCAAAUAA
This is a messenger RNA of Balaenoptera ricei (Rice's whale), 603 nucleotides long. It is a transcript of the gene LHFPL7, whose product is annotated as LHFPL tetraspan subfamily member 7. Lineage: Eukaryota; Metazoa; Chordata; Mammalia; Artiodactyla; Balaenopteridae. The transcript has 3 exons. Bases 1 to 603 code for a protein of 200 amino acids. Gene Ontology annotation, cellular component: membrane. The record is from RefSeq and is a predicted model, not a curated record.